Culicoides brevitarsis is the source of this 1272-nucleotide messenger RNA. RefSeq names its product lipoyl synthase, mitochondrial (gene Las). Lineage: Eukaryota; Metazoa; Arthropoda; Insecta; Diptera; Ceratopogonidae. Gene Ontology annotation, molecular function: lipoate synthase activity; 4 iron, 4 sulfur cluster binding. The record is from RefSeq and is a predicted model, not a curated record. The transcript is spliced from 5 exons. Bases 72 to 1205 code for a protein of 377 amino acids. Gene Ontology annotation, biological process: lipoate biosynthetic process. Gene Ontology annotation, cellular component: mitochondrion.
AACAUUCAUGCGAUAAUGAAAUAACAAGCAACACGAAAAAAAUUAUUUUGUCUCAAAAAUCUCAUUAAAAAAUGUCUCAAAUAGCAAAUAAUCGUUCAAUAUUGAAGAAAAUCGUUCAGCAAAGGUCCACACUUUUACGAUGCUCGCAUAACAAACACACAAACGCUGCCGUAAUCGAACAAAUCCGAGAAAAACUCUCAAGCGGACCGAAUUUUCAGGAUUUUGUGCAUAAUCCCGAAUACACUCGCGAUGAUUGGAAAGAAUACGAAGGAAAACUCAAGCGUGAAAAGAAUGACAAUGAACGUUUGAGACUCCCCCCUUGGUUAAAGACGAAAAUUCCGAUGGGCAAGAAUUUUGCGAAAAUCAAGGAACAACUGAAGGAAUUGAAGCUGGCGACAGUUUGUGAGGAAGCAAAGUGCCCAAAUAUCGGCGAAUGUUGGGGCGGCGGCGAGCAUGGAACACAAACAGCGACGAUUAUGUUGAUGGGCGAUACUUGUACACGAGGAUGUCGUUUUUGCAGCGUCAAAACAGCGAGAAUUCCUCCGCCAUUGGAUCCGGAUGAACCGAAAAAUACAGCGAAGGCGAUUGCUUCAUGGGGAUUGGAUUAUAUUGUGUUGACUUCCGUGGAUCGUGAUGAUCUUCCUGAUGGCGGUUCGAAACACAUUGGUAGUUGCAUCUCCGAAAUCAAGCGUAUGAGUCCUCAAAUUUUUGUUGAAUGUCUUUCUCCUGACUUCCGCGGCGAUACGGAAUGCAUCAAAAACGUCGCUUUGAGUGGCUUGGAUGUUUACGCGCACAACAUUGAAACUGUCGAAAAGUUAACUCCUUUUGUUCGUGAUCGUCGUGCAAAUUAUCGACAAUCUCUCGCUUGUUUGGCAGAAGUUAAGAAUAUUAAACCGACACUCAUCACGAAAUCUUCGAUCAUGUUGGGUCUCGGCGAAACGGAUGAACAAGUUGAACAAACGAUGCGUGAUUUGCGAGAAGCAGGCGUUGAUUGUCUCACUUUGGGGCAAUAUAUGCAACCGACGACGAAACAUUUGAAAGUUAUUGAGUACGUGACGCCCGAGAAAUUCAAGCAUUGGGAAGAAAAAGGCAAGGAAUUGGGAUUUUUGUAUACAGCAAGUGGUCCAUUGGUUCGAAGUUCUUACAAGGCGGGAGAAUUUUUCAUUACGAGCAUCUUGAAAGAUCGGGCAGCUUCGAAUUCAUAAACUGAAAAAAAUAAAUUUUAAUGAAAAAUUGUGAAAUAAAAUAUUUAGAAAAUAAAUGAAUGAUUUA